Trichophyton benhamiae CBS 112371 is the source of this 345-nucleotide messenger RNA. RefSeq lists its product as uncharacterized. The transcript has a single exon. The record is from RefSeq and is a predicted model, not a curated record. Lineage: Eukaryota; Fungi; Ascomycota; Eurotiomycetes; Onygenales; Arthrodermataceae. Bases 1 to 345 code for a protein of 114 amino acids.
AUGUUACGAGAUUUUCGAUACUUGGUGGAAGAAGGGAAGUAUCAGAUUCUGUGCUUUGUUCUGCGAAUCAACGUGGUGAAAGUCCCUGCUGGGCAAGUAAGGAGAUAUAAGGGCAUGGAAGUCCUGGUAUGGAACUCAUCUUCUCUCCACCUCGUUCAAAGAAGGCAGAAACUGUCGAGAUUGGCUGGGCUGAAUAUGCUGAUCGUGACGGGCUGCCAUGAGAUUUCGAUGCUGGCAACAUCCCUGCUGAACGUGGAGAAUAGCUCAGCAAGAAAGGAGCUUGGAAGCUCGGGUAAAUGGCUCGAAACAGAUGAAAUUACCACAUCAAAACCUCUGGAUGGGUAA